GGUCAGCUGACCCAGGCAGUGCAGGCAGAGCCCAGAAGCCGGGACCCGCGGCGGAACUUGACACGUCAUCCCCCCAUCCUGCAGCAGCCAUGGUCUGGAAGAAACUGGGCUCCGGCAACUUCUCCGACUGCCCCAAUGGCUCCCGCCGGUGGAUAUGGGAUGUGUUCGGCGAAUGCGCCCAGGACGGCUGGGAUGAGGCCAGUGUGGGCCUGGGUUUGAUCUCCAUUGUCUGUUUUGCAGCAUCCACCUUCCCCCAGUACAUCAAGGCCUGCAGGACGGGCAACAUGGACCAGGCGCUGUCUCUGUGGUUCCUUUUGGGCUGGAUUGGAGGGGAUUCCUGCAACCUCAUCGGCUCCUUCCUUGCUGACCAGCUGCCCCUGCAGACCUACACGGCGGUGUACUACGUGCUGGCGGACCUGGUGAUGCUGUCCCUCUACUUUCACUACAAGUUUAAGAAGCGCCCCUCUCUGCUGUCUACCCCCAUCAAUUCAGUGCUGCUGUUCAUCUUGGGGCUGGCAUGUGCCGCCCCGCUGCUGAGGACCACGGGCCCUGUGGCCGCCCGGAGGGAGGUCUUCCGGGGCCGGACGCUCCUGUCAGUGGAGCCGGGCAGUAAGCCCUUCACUCAGCAGGAGAUCAUCGGCUUCGUCAUCGGCUCGGUCUCCAGCGUGCUCUACCUGCUUUCCCGGCUGCCUCAGAUCCGCACCAAUUUCCUGAGGAAGUCCACGCAGGGCGUCUCCUACUCGCUGUUCGCCUUGGUGAUGCUGGGGAACACACUGUACGGGCUGAGCGUGCUGCUCAAAAACCCGGAGGUGGGCGAGAGCGAGGGCAGCUACCUGCUGCACCACCUGCCCUGGCUCGUGGGCAGCCUGGGCGUGCUGCUGCUCGACACUGUUAUCUCCAUACAGUUCCUGAUAUACAGGGACACGGCCACCUCCUCGGAGCGCCAGCCCCUCCUCCCCAGUUGACCCGGACCCAGGCCAAGCCCAGGACAACAGGGAUCUCCAGACGCUGCUCCCAGGAAGGGACAAGUGCGGGCAGACAUGGUGCUGCUGACCCUGGAGUGGGCCGUGGAGGCAGCCGGGGGUGCCUUAAGGGCCCGGCCCAGGCACCUCCCCCACCUCCGGAACCUGCUGGGUGACUCUUCCAGGAACCCUGACUGAUUGACUCUUCAGGGGGCAGGGAGUGGGGAAUAAG
Lontra canadensis (Northern American river otter) is the source of this 1194-nucleotide messenger RNA. It is a transcript of the gene SLC66A1, whose product is annotated as solute carrier family 66 member 1. The transcript has 8 exons. Bases 90 to 965 code for a protein of 291 amino acids. Lineage: Eukaryota; Metazoa; Chordata; Mammalia; Carnivora; Mustelidae. The record is from RefSeq and is a predicted model, not a curated record.